Prunus avium (sweet cherry) is the source of this 3331-nucleotide messenger RNA. RefSeq lists its product as uncharacterized. The record is from RefSeq and is a predicted model, not a curated record. Lineage: Eukaryota; Viridiplantae; Streptophyta; Magnoliopsida; Rosales; Rosaceae. Gene Ontology annotation, cellular component: nucleus. Gene Ontology annotation, molecular function: transcription corepressor activity.
UGGUUUGUGUUUGUAGUAGUUUUAUUUUUUUUAUUUUCACGAAAAGUUUCUAUGUGAUGCCAUUUUUCUCUUGUACUAAACUCUGUUGACACGAGACAAUAUAUUCUCUUCCUCUCCUAGCCUUCCUCUGUAUGCAAAGACACUUUGAUUUUUUCUCAUUCUUACUUCUCUGUCCUUCCCUUUGAGCCCGUGAAUUCACCCUUGCACAGCCAUAUGAAAGUUUAACUCUUUUGAACCAGUAAAGGUUGGUAAUAGAUGUGAAUCAAAGCUUAACACGAAAACCCAUUUGCCCAGGCUUGGUUCUCUCACGUGGGUUCUUGACAUUGAAGCUCUUCCAUGGAGAUGGAAUCAGCUCAGCCGGAUCAUGUUGGUGAUUGCAUCAAAGAGACAUCUAUUAAGCAUUUAUUUUAUCCAGGCACUCCUGAUAUAAGCAAUGUGUUUGGAGAACAGCAAGCGAGUCCCCGAGUUGGUAAUGAGUACCAGGUGGAAAUUCCUCUCAUGAAUGUAGAAGCUGAGAAGCUUAAGCUUUUGACUAAUCCUGCUGAUUCAAAAGUUGUUGAUGUUUCCCAUGACUUUCUAGUCGGUUUACCUGUCCCAAUUAUAUGGUCUGAUGAAGUUAAGAACAUUGAAGACAAGGGGCUGGAAUCUCCAACUAACCCUGAUGAUGCAGUUAAUGCAAAGAGGUCCCAGGAAACUAGAAACAGCAAAAAGAAUCGUACUAGAAUAAAGAAGAAAAGUUCAGAACUCAAAGUUGAACCCUUGGAAUUUGGGUUGGUUCAGGGAGAAGAAUCAAGAGCAGAAAAUCUAGGACCAAGGUUGGUUGAAGAGGAUUCGAAUCAGUCGAUUAGAAGCAAAUGCUGUUAUCCAGUUCCUGGUUCAUCAAGAAGCCCUUGGAGUGAUGCUGAAGUGGAUGGUUUUCUUCUGGGCUUAUACAUUUUUGGGAAGAAUUUUUAUCAGGUGCAGAGAUUCAUGGAGCACAAAGACAUGGGAGAAAUACUGUCAUUUUAUUAUGGGAAGUUUUAUAGGUCUGAAUCACACCGCAGAUGGUCAGAGUGUCGGAAAAUUAGAAGAAAGAAAUGUAUUACCGGAGAGAAAAUUUUUACAGGGUGGAGGCAACGAGAAUUGUUAUCUCGUUUGGUUCCUCAUGUCCCAGAGGAAUUUCAAAAGGCUUUAUCAGAGGGCUAUAAGUCAUUUGCAGAGGGAAAAACUUCACUUGAAGAAUAUGUCUCCCUUUUAAAGUCUACUGUUGGCAUUCAUGUACUUGUGGAAACUAUAGGAAUUGGGAAAGGUAAAGAAGAUCUCACAGGCUUUGCCAUGGAACCUGUAAAGAACAAUCAAGAUUUUCCAAUUUGUCCAAAAUUACCAACUGGCAAAGCUUUUAGUUCUCUUACAUUCAGUGAAAUAAUGAAGUGCUUGACUGGAGGCUUUCGGUUGAGCAAAGCUCGAUGUAACGAUAUUUUUUGGGAGGCUGUUUGGCCCCGUUUGCUAGCAAAUGGAUGGCACUCUGAGCAACCUAAGAAUCACGGUUAUGUCAGUUUCAAACAUUCUCUGGUUUUUCUUAUGCCUGGCAUAAAGAAGUUCUCAAGAAAAAAAUUGAUAAAGGGAGAGCACUAUUUUGAUUCUGUUAGUGAUGUUCUGAGCAAAGUGGCAUCUGAACCUGAACUUCUUCGGCUUGAAGCUGAAGAAGGUCCUGUUGGGAGCUGGAAUGAAGAAGGUGGGUGGGUUCCAGAGGCGACAUCAGACCAGGAUGAUCAAUCUAAUUAUCGACGGCAUUGCUACCUCAAACCCAGGGUUGCUACUAGCAAUCCAAACCAUAUGAAGUUUACUGUUGUCGAUACCAGUUUGGUCCAUGGAGGCAAAUCAUGCGGUAUAGUGCAACUGAGAUACUCACCAGUUGAAUUCGAAAUUAAUUCAACACAAACCAAUUGCUCAAGUGAAAAUGAAGUGGACGCUUGUGAGAACAAACUGAAUGAGUAUGAGAAUGAUACUGCUGAAAUGCGAUUGAGCCCUAAAACCAAUAUGGCCAAGCACUUGAAUCAGAGGAGGUUCACAGUCGUUGACACCAGUCUAGUCCAUGGUGGAAAAUCAUCAAAAGUGAGAGAACUGAGAUGCUCACCAGCUGUAAUUACAAGUGUUUCUAAGUCGACUGGUCUUUUGCGAGAAGCUGAAGGAAACUCGUCUAAGGAUGUACUGGGCAAGCAUAUGCCUGAUGCUACUGAUAUUUCGUUGAAUGAUGAAGUGAAUAACUUAAGCUCCAACUGCCGUACUGAUACAACUGUUAUUGGUGGUACAAACCAAUUGGCAACCAUAAAUAACACAGAUACUGCAGAAAAACUGGAGAGCCAACUGGAUAAGGAAACUAGGAUGUCUGAUAACAAGCAGCCAAAGAAGACUGCAUUGCAUCAAUUCAAGCGGAGAGCGAAAUAUAGCCAUUCAAAUUCUAUAGGUCCUCUCAAACGGCGAAGAUUAACUGCUUGUGUUAAGGCAGAGACAAGUUGCCUUAUUAAAAAUUGCUCAGAAGAUUUGGAGUCAGAAUCCCAUGGCACAUUGAAUUCACUAGAUGGAGUUGAGCUUGUUGUUUCUCUAGUGGGUCCUCAACAAAAAGAAUCAUCAAUUACUUCUCUGGCUCCAAUGAAGGAAAGCAGUUUGGGAACUCUCAGAGGGAAUUCUUCUGGUGUGCGCAUGUCUCAUGGGGAAAAUGAGAAACAUCAAACCCCGGAAUCAUCUAACCUGAACCUACCUCAGGAUUCGAUGGACAGUAGAAACAGUGAAAACUUUGUUGUGGUCAGCCAGGAAACAAAUGCAGACAGUCCAUGCCUUUCAUCUAGUGGAAUGAAGCAUGUCGAUGAUGACACCUUGGGUGCCUCUAACAUGAAUUCUAGGAGGCAAAGCACAAGAAACCGACCACCAACCACCAGAGCAUUGGAAGCUCUUGCAGACGGUUUCUUCAGUGUUAAAAGGAGAAAAAAAGGGACAGAAGUCCCCAUAAGGGAAAAGCCACCCUCAAGACCUUCCCGCAAGGUCCGCAGCGGAGUCAAAGUAACUUCAAGUCAUGCUGAUACUGUUAGUGGAGUUGUGGCUUCAAAGGAAGAAAAAGAGGUGAAUGAAGCUUUUAAUGUUAACAAAGAGACGGUUAGCAAACCUCUUGAUCAAAUUGGAGAAAAGUGGCUCACUAGCUACUAAGAAUGUUUAAAAGACUCUUGUCAACUGGUAGUUCUGGAUUUUUGAAGAAUUAAUCCAAGGAUAAGUUAUUAAAGUAGGGGAAUUUGACAGCACUUUUGAUGGCUAUGUAUGACUGUUUCAAUGGGUCACUUGAUAUUCAAGUUUCUUA